Molecule: messenger RNA, 2195 nt
Organism: Solanum tuberosum (potato)
Lineage: Eukaryota; Viridiplantae; Streptophyta; Magnoliopsida; Solanales; Solanaceae
Product: ACT domain-containing protein ACR4
Exons: 8
Coding region: 592-1944 (450 amino acids)
Source: RefSeq, a predicted model, not a curated record
CUUAGUGUCUUUGGAUUUGUGGUUAUCUUGUUAUUGUGUUUCUAAGUUGUGUUUUGUGUGGUAAAAAUCCAAUCUUUUUGGCUAAGUGUCUUUGGGUUUGUAGGUUAUGUUGUUAUUAUGUUUCUAAGUUAUGUUUCGUUGUGUUUUGAGUGGUAAAAAACUGAUCUUUUUUAGCUCUUGUUUAGUGUAUUUGGGUUUGUGGUCAUGUUUUGUUGAGUUUUGGGUGGUAAAUAUCAAAUCUUUUUUAGCUUAGUGGUCUUUGGGUUUGUGGGUUAUCUUGUUCUUCUGUUUCUAAGUUAUGUUUUGUUGAGUUUUGGGUGGUAAAAAUCAAAUCUUUUUUAGCUCUUCUUUUUGUUAUGGGAUUUGGUGGAAUUUGGUAGUUUUGUGUGUGUUGUGUUUUUUUUUUCCACACAUAUCACUUCCUUUAUCUCUCUGUGUAUGUGUGUGUAUUUUUGAGAUGUUUACAAUUUUUUGGAUGUGUUUUUUGCAAUGUCUUUGAUGGAGUAUGGUUCCCACAAGCCCCACAAGAGCAGACCCACACAGGCACAGGAUUAAUUACUAGUUUUGUUAUUCUAUACUAUCUAAUCUUUCAUGAUUGAAGCUACAAUGAGCUAUUCUCAAAACAUAAUGGAUGAUGAGUAUGAGAAAUUUAUCAGAAGAAUGAAUCCACCAAGAGUGGUAAUUGACAAUGAAUCUUGCAAAAAUGCCACUGUUAUACAGGUGGAUAGUGCUAACAAACAUGGAAUACUUCUGGAGGUGGUACAAAUUCUUACUGAUCUUAACUUUAUCAUUACAAAGGCUUAUAUUUGCUCUGAUGGUGGAUGGUUUAUGGAUGUAUUCAAUGUCACCAAUCAAGAUGGAAACAAGAUUACAGAAGAACCAAUCUUGGAUUAUAUCAUGAAGUCUCUUGGUCCAGAUUCUUGUUUUGCUUCUUCUAUGAGAAGAUCGGUUGGGGUUACUACAGGAAUGGACCACACCUCAAUUGAGCUAAUUGGAAGUGAUAGGCCAGGACUACUAUCUGAAGUGAGUGCUGUCCUCACAAAUCUUAGAUGCAAUGUGGUGAAUGCCGAAGUGUGGACGCAUAACACUCGAGCAGCAGCUAUAAUGCAAGUUACUGAUGAUGAAACCGGGGGUGCAAUUGCUGAUGCUGAAAAGUUGUCUAUGAUCAAGAAACUCUUAUGCAAUGUACUUAGAGGUAGCAAUAAAUCAAGAGAUGCUAAGACAUUGUUAUCUCAUGGGGUCACUCAUACCGAUAGAAGGCUUCACCAGCUGAUGUUUGCAGACCGGGACUAUGAACGUGCUGCGGGUGAUGGAUCGGAUGAUAAAGAAAGGCCAAAUGUAAAUGUUGUUAAUUGGCAAGACAAGGACUACUCAGUAGUGACAAUUCGGUGCAAGGAUAGACCAAAACUUCUGUUUGAUACGAUUUGCACUUUGACUGAUAUGCAGUAUGUGGUUUUCCAUGGCAAUGUUGAUACUGAAGGACCAGAAGCUUACCAGGAAUACUGCAUUAGGCAUAUAGACGGAUCCCCUGUGAAAUCAGAUGCAGAAAGACAAAGAGUGAUUCAAUGUCUUGAAGCAGCAAUAGAAAGACGAGUAUCUGAGGGAUUGAAGCUAGAACUAUGUACCACGGACCGAGUAGGGCUGUUGUCCAACGUUACCAGAAUCUUCCGUGAGAACAGCCUUACUGUCACUCGAGCAGAAGUGUCAACAAGAGCAGGCAAAGCUCUCAAUACAUUCUAUGUUCGCGAUUCAUCAGGAUACCCUGUCGAUACUAAGAUCAUAGAAUCUGUUCGACAAACAAUUGGGCAAACGAUACUUCGAGUGAAAGGCUCCCCUGAAGAGUUGAAUCCAGUACAACAAGAAUCUCCAACUAGGUUCCUCUUUGGUGGCUUGUUCAAGUCCAGAUCCUUUUGUAAUUUCGGUUCGGUUCGAUCUUACUCUUGAAAGCAGAACUUAAUAGUCCUCUUUCCCAUUGUAUAUAUUCCCAUUUACUCUUCCCAGGUUUUAGCCUUUUAGGUAUGGUUUAUUAGCACAAGUUAAUUACUUACCUAAGUGUCUGUAAAUAUUACAUUCUUGAUCACAUUUUGCUCUUUUCAUUGGUAAUAUUGGAUUCAACACAAUGUUGACCAAGUUGAAGCAAAUUGAAAAUUCAAGAAUCAUGUCAUUUCCAGACCCCACUCUGGGAUUUCACUGAA